ACGUGGUCAAGUAAGACUGUCGAGAAGCUCCUUUGACUAAAAUGCGUCCCUUCGCCAUCCUUCUGGCCCUUGCCAGCACAAUAUGGCUUUCUGAACACUGGGGAACUGCAACCGUGGUUGAAGACUUCAACCAUGUGGAGAGAUGCAAGGAGUCGCUGUAUAUGGGCACCCCUCCUCGAGGCUUCAAAGACAGCAGGCUCAAGAAGAUCUGCCAGCGCUACGCUGACAAACCCAGAUACGUGACUCUGUAUGACUCCAAAAACCGUAUCCCAGUUUACUCUGCGUACACCUUCAAGAAAACAGAGGGUGAUCGGCGUGUGGACUAUCCCUGGAUGUAUGAACCUCAGCUUGCAGAGCUCGAUGGGAAUGGGAACAUGAUGCCGUUCCCCACCGGAUACUUACACAUGAAGUUUGAGGACAGCCAGGCCGUUUUGGAUGACUACUCCGAUGUAGUUUUGUACGAAAGAGGCCAUCUGAAUCCAGACCAGCACCAGUCAGACCCCCAGGACCGAGCGGCCACCUACACGCUCACCAAUGUCGUGCCAGAAAUUCGUGAGUUUAACAUUGGACCAUGGCGUGAACACGAAGAGCGCAUUCGCGUGCGCCUCAACAACUUCUGCCGGGGCAGAGCCUACAUUGUGACUGGGGUUACCACUACUGGAAACAUGAUCAGACGCAACAACCAGGACCGUGUUGGCAUCCCUGAAGAUGUGUGGUCUGCCUACUGCUGCACCGAAUAUGACCGAAACGCACCACACAACAUACGUAUCCGCUUUCCGACCCAAGCAGCCCUUGCCAAGAACGCAAAGGAGGGGAACAGAGUCCAAGAGCUCACCGUGCAGGAUCUGGAGAGAUACCUGACCAACAAAAUGGCCGUGGACAAGAACUUCCAGCUGUUCUAUGAUAACUGCAACUCACCUUCACCUCUUCCUCCCUACCUUAAUUAUGUCAAAUGAUCUUAUUUACCUUUAGCUUAUAGCUUUGGUUGUGGUUUUCGUUUUUCUUGCUUUCUUCUUUUCUGUAGCUUCUCUAUGUAUUUCUGUACAAUUUUUAGAAAACAAGUUGAAAUAACAAGUCUUGUAAGUUCUGCAUAAUGUUAAAUUUAGUGGUUUGCAUUGUUCUACACUCCUGUUUAUAUGUUUGGGGUUGGUAAGAUAUUUUAAAGAAAUGAUUAGAAUUUUACUUUGUUACAAAUGUAAUUUCACAAAUGUAUCGGAGUUGCAUCAGAUGUUUUGAACAUCGAUAAUUAUAAGAAAUGUUUCUUGAGCAUCAAAUCAGCAUAUCAGAAUGAUUUCUAAAGCAUCAUGUGACACUAAAGACUGUAAUGGCUACUGAAAAUUACAUUUUAAAACAUUAAAAUAAUAAAAACAGUUAUUUUAAAUUUUAAUAAUAUUUUAUAAUGAGUGUUUAGGGUAUAUUUGAUCAAAUAAAUGCAGUUUUAGUGAGCAUAAGAGACAUUUUUCAAAAAAAAAAAAAUCUUACUGACCCCAAAUUUUGUUAUAGGCCUAUAAAAUACGAUUUAAUUCAAUAGUCAAUUUUAAAAAUAUUUAAGAAAAUAUGUCAUGUUAUGGUGGAAAAUGGUGAUUGUCUAAGUAAAAAAAAUUCCCUGUCUAUUUCUACAGUUAUUUUAUUGCUUUUACCAUUAUGCUUUCAUUGCUUUUUAAUCAUCCUAUGCACAAUUAUGACAAACUGUCUUAGUUUAGACACACAUGUUAAGUAAUUCACUGAUACUGAAGUUUUAGGUUGUGUUUAAGGAUAAAUAAAUCGGUUUGGCUGGUAUAAAGAUGUGUAUGAAGAUAAAACUAAAUAAACAAACAAAAUCUGUCAUGCUUUUCGAAUCCUUUUUGGGAGAUUUUGUUGUUUCAAUAACCUUGACUGUUAUACACAUCAAUAAAAACCUAAAGGAAUAUUCUAGUCGAGUUUCGUCAUUACAACCACAUAUGGUUCACUUAAUGACAAAUCAUUAA
Messenger RNA from Labeo rohita (rohu), 1967 nucleotides. Its product is annotated as endonuclease domain-containing 1 protein. The transcript is spliced from 2 exons. The record is from RefSeq and is a predicted model, not a curated record. The coding region runs from base 42 to 956 and encodes 304 amino acids. Gene Ontology annotation, molecular function: hydrolase activity; nucleic acid binding; metal ion binding. Lineage: Eukaryota; Metazoa; Chordata; Actinopteri; Cypriniformes; Cyprinidae.